Messenger RNA from Fusarium pseudograminearum CS3096, 513 nucleotides. RefSeq lists its product as uncharacterized. The record is from RefSeq and is a predicted model, not a curated record. Gene Ontology annotation, molecular function: calcium ion binding. The coding region runs from base 1 to 513 and encodes 170 amino acids. The transcript is spliced from 5 exons. Gene Ontology annotation, cellular component: cytoplasm. NCBI's taxonomy places the organism in Eukaryota, Fungi, Ascomycota, Sordariomycetes, Hypocreales, Nectriaceae.
AUGCUUAUCUUCAAGGAUAUCCUCAACGAUGACGAGCUCAUCUCCGACUCCUACGACCUCAAGGAGGUCGAUGGCAUCGUCUACGAGGCUGACUGUGCCAUGAUCGAGGAGGGUGGUGUCGAAGUUGAUAUCGGUGCCAACGCUUCCGCCGAGGAGGCUGCCGAGGAUCUCGAUGAUGCCAAGGUCAAGGUCAACAACAUUGUCAGCUCCUUCCGUCUCCAGAGCACCACCUUUGACAAGAAGAGCUACUUGGCCUACCUCAAGGGUUACAUGAAGGCUAUCAAGGCUGCCCUCGUGGAGAAGAAUGCUCCCGCCGAGGAGAUCAAGGCUUUCGAGACCGGCGCCCAAAAAUUCGUCAAGGAGACCCUCCUCCCUAAGUUCAAGGACUUCGAGUUCUUCACCGGCGAGUCUAUGGACCCCGAUGGAAUGGUUGUCCUCCUCAACUACCGUGACGAUGGUGUUACCCCUUACACCAUCUUCUGGAAGCACGGUCUUAAGGAGAUGAAGGUCUAA